Messenger RNA from Caenorhabditis angaria, 1965 nucleotides. The record is from the annotation of a GenBank genome assembly. Lineage: Eukaryota; Metazoa; Nematoda; Chromadorea; Rhabditida; Rhabditidae.
AUGCAUUCUUCGGCGCAACAACAAAAACCAUCGAAUAAUUCUUAUGGUCUUCCAAAGAAAGCGUAUCAUAAGUCGCCAAAAACGAAUGUUCAUCCAAAAAAGUCCAAUGGUCAUCACCACCACCACCAAUAUUUGUCAACUGAUAUUACCACUUUGGACAUGUUUGGAACUGCUGGAAAUCAGCAAAAGAAACCAAUAACUACAAUUGGCGGAGGAUUAAAAAGAUCGCAAUUUUCCAAUUCCACUGCGCAUUAUGUUGGACAGGUAAAUUCAUAAAUAUUUAGAAAAUCUCAAAAAUGAUUUUGGUUCUACGGGGAAGUCACUUUGAUAAUUAUAAUAAAUAGAACACAUUUUCCAGCAGAACUUCGGUCUUCAAAAUUACUAUCCAUCGCCGAAUGCUUUCUAUUCAUCUUCAAAUUUCGAAGAUCUUCUUCCGACUGAAUUACCAUCUUUGAUGAGUGUUUCACCAUACAAAAACGAUGUUUUUGAUAUGCAUCAGUUUUCUGGUAAUCGAUAGACGAAAAUGUUUCGAAAACUAAUCUGAUAUUUUUAGAAGAACUUCCAACUUCGCGACUUUUUGGAGCAGGUGAUAUGUCACAUCAUUAUCAAAAAUCAUCAAAUUUUUCUGACGUUCCAAAAAUGGUUAUGACUAGAAAUGGAAACAAUUCUGGAUUAUCAAAUGGUGCUCGGAAGAAUCGGAUGGUUGAAUUUCGAACAAUUGAUGAUGGAAAUGCAUGCCAUAAAGUUGUUGUUGUUAGUGAUCCACAAACAACAAGUAAUUCGACAAAUCGAUCAACAGUUAUGCCAAUUGUUAAUCAUCGAAUGACUGCAACAAUCAAACAUCAUCCAUUUUCACCCGAACCGCUUUAUUCUAGAAAAGUAUUUAUUGGUGGAUUGCCAAUUGAUGUGAUUGAAGAAGAAGUUUGGACUACUUUUGGUGCUUUCGGAAAAGUAUUAGUUGAUUGGCCAAGACGUCCAGAACAUGGAAGAGGAGAAUUUUUGGAUUGUGAUGGAUCAUCAAGAAGAAAUUGUAUGUUUUUCUUCUUCAAUUGAAGUUUUUUAAAUCAUGGAUUUUCAGCUCGUUCUGUUUCUGGUUACGUUUUUCUUGUUUUCCACAAUGAAAAAUCGGUCCAACAACUUGUCAACAGUUGCGAGAUUUAUGAAAAUAAAUAUUAUCUCGAAUUGUCAUCGCCAACAAUGAAUGACAAAGCUGUUCAAGUUCGUGCUUGGCGUCUUUCGGACAUUGAUUAUUUUGCUGAUGACAGUGCUCCAAUCGAUCAUCGUCGUACUGUUUUCAUUGGCGGAGUUCCUCGUCCAACACGUGCUUGUGAUUUGGCAAGAUGUCUCGAAUCUUUGUAUGGACCGGUUUCAUAUGUCGGAAUUGAUAUUGAUCCAGAAUUGAAAUAUCCAAAAGGAGCAGCUCGUGUCACUUUUGCCACUGCGAAAUCGUUUGUAGCUGCAAUUUCUGGACGUUUUGUUCAAGUUGUUCAUUCGGAUACUAACAAAAGGGUAUGUUUCUUCAAAUUUUGACGCAGUUUUCACAUUCAAACCUCCAACUGCUAUAUUCUCCAUAAUUAGUGAAAUUAAUUGUAGGUCGAAAUAAAACCAUAUGUAAUGGAAGAUCAAAUCUGCGACGAAUGCGAAGGCAAAUUGUGCAAAUUCAAUUAUGCUCCAUAUUUUUGCGGUGAUCCAUCAUGCCUUCAAUAUUAUUGCGAAGCUUGUUGGGAUCGUAAUCAUUAUGAAGUUUCGGAUACCAAACAUUCGCAUCGUCCAAUGGUUCGAACAGGAGAUCAAACACGUGUUCUUCUCCGUCCACCACACCAUCCACACAAUUCGCCAUAUUCUCGCACAAAUCUUCAAUCAACUCUCAAUCAAUCUGUCCCUCAAAACGAAUCUGUGAUUUCAAGAAUUGUGAAUGCAUCCAACCGUUUCAAACAAUUUUCUGCAACCCCAACCAUUUUUUAA